AUGGCCAGUUUAAGUGAAUCGAGACAGUCCUACCUAAGGUGGGCUGUACUUUUAGUGUGUCCAGGGGUUAUUUUGAUAGGUAAUGUGGUAAGCUUGGUAUCUCCAGCAGGGCACUGGACCGCAGAUAAAAACAGUAUAAUAAACGUAUGGUUGAUAAAGAAGGGAUGGUUUUGGACAUCUCUGAUUGGAUGGUGGUGUAUUGUUAGGUACCGGGGCUUUGAUACACGGUUAAUGAGACAAGAUUUCCAAAGGUACGUCUCCUUCACUGUGUGGUGGUACAUCUAUACGCAGGCGCUAUGGAUUGGAGUGGCCCCCAUUAUGGAUUUAAUAUUUGUAUUUACAGGAGGUCAUUGUAAUUUUGAGAUAUUUGAUAGCGAUAUGAGACUUAAUUCCAAUUUCCAUGAUACUGAGCAUAGGAGAUGGGCAGCUUUAAGGAAACUGUACGAUUGGUUCAAUAAUAAUGAUAGAGUACCCAAAGGGUCGUCAAAUCUGAUGUCUGAAACCCUGUACUGGUUAAAGUGCAGGAGAGAAGGUUUCUGCGACAAAACCCCUGGCGACCAUUUGUCAAUUAACAAAUUCAUACAAGAAUCUCUAAGCACCAAGUAUGAUAUGAGGAGUAGUAGUAUGUGCUCUCGGUUUGGUGGGCAAUGGGUAGGAGGGCAUGAUCCUAGCGGUCAUGUUUUUCUAAUAACUUUAAUGUCGAUAUUUUUGCUAGAGGAAUGCUAUACUCUUAGAAAUAGGGUGUCGAGCAGAUUUCAAAAAAGCUGCGCUACUUACAGGCGACCUUUCUUCAAUUAUAUUAAAGAACUAUUUUCAUUUGCGGCAAUUCGGAAUGUUAACAGCGGCAGCCAGAAUGAAUCUAACUGGCUAACAUUAUUCUUGUAUCUGUUAAUUGAAUUUUUGAAAACGUUAAUGAAAAUUGUAAUGUUAACAGUUAAGUUUGUGCUUUGGGAAAAUCCUAUUAUAUUGAUUUUGGCUUUGUUAUGCACUUGGCUAUGGUCCAUUUUUGUCACGUCAAUUGUUUUUCAUUCGUUUUUGGAACAGUGCACAGGUCUGGUUUCUGCGUAUGUCGUAAUCCUAUUUCUAAAUUAUGUCUGUUAA
Molecule: messenger RNA, 1101 nt
Organism: Eremothecium sinecaudum
Lineage: Eukaryota; Fungi; Ascomycota; Saccharomycetes; Saccharomycetales; Saccharomycetaceae
Gene: SCS3
Product: Scs3p
Exons: 1
Coding region: 1-1101 (366 amino acids)
Biological process (GO): phospholipid biosynthetic process; lipid storage; lipid droplet organization
Cellular component (GO): endoplasmic reticulum membrane
Source: RefSeq, a predicted model, not a curated record